This is a messenger RNA of Ceutorhynchus assimilis (cabbage seed weevil), 5189 nucleotides long. NCBI's taxonomy places the organism in Eukaryota, Metazoa, Arthropoda, Insecta, Coleoptera, Curculionidae. The record is from the annotation of a GenBank genome assembly.
CAUGGCUAAUCUUCAACAAAGACUUGAUCGAUACAUUGAUUUACUUUAAAUAGUUGAAUACACAUACCUAUUUUUACAUAAAUAAAGUACAGGAAAAAGAUAAUCAAUAAAUUGGGCUGAUUAGAUAUUUUUAUAACUGGGACAAAUCAGUUAUGAAUUUGUUCCCCGAAUAUGUGACCAGUGUUAAAAUGAGGAACAUUUUAUUGGUGGUGGUUUUGUGGCUUUGUGCAGAAAAUGUUUGUGUUGUAAAAGGACAAGAUUGCUUGUUUGAUCAAGAAACAAUAUACAUCAAUGAUACCAAUAUUGAAGAAGAAAUUGCUAAUAUAGUCGUUUUAAGUACAGCACAAUAUGAAUCCUUCUAUGUACAAGACACCGUAUCAGCUGUCGAUACGACUAUCGCCAAAAAGUAUUUUGAAUUUGAGAAAGUCGAUAACACUCAUCUUUCGUUCAAAACGACUGCGGAUUUCAGAGAUUUGGGCAGCGAUGCUGACAGCAAUGGUGCAGAAUUAAUUUUGAUGACUCUGUACGUUACCCUCAAGUGUGGAGAUAUUCCUAAUGCCUCACCUGUAAUUGUAGCUAUUACAUGUUCAUUCAACAACACACCUUCCUUCUCAACAACGACCUAUCCUUAUUCAGUACCCAUACCCAUAAUGCAGAAGACAGAUAUCACUGUAUAUGGCAAUGAAGUCACAGUAACCGAUACAAAUUUUGCUAACACAGCAAUGACAUUCACUAUAGUACCAGAUGAUUUUGAAGUCACUGCUUCCAAAGUAGAUAAUAAACACUUCAAGGCUGUGUUUAGUGCUAAAAAUAUUUUGCAGUUUUAUGGAGAAAAGACUUACACUCUUACAGCUGAGAACACAGGAAACCAGAAAAGCUCGGUUGAAAUUACCAUGGCCCCAGAUGCAAAAACAAGUCUUGAUUCACCUUCAUUUGAUGAUUCUUAUUAUUACUUUAAUUAUGAUGGUGCAACUUCCAUGACUCCAGGCAAUGGUGAUAUUAAGAUUAAUUCAAAUAAAGCUAAUGAGGCUACUUUGACGCUGGAAGGAGAGAAUUCUGCUUACUUUACAAUCAAACUAGACAAUAGUUCAAAAACUUUGUCUCUUUCAUCAUUCAAUCUGCCUUCAAAUGCUCCGGCCCAAAUAAUACUGAGUUUAAGCUUUACUACUGAUUCAACCGCGAAAACUACUCUUUUAAUAAACGUGGCCCCUGUAAUUCCAAAAUUUUCUAAUAAGCAUUAUAGUGGAACAUUUGAUGUAAAUUCAAAAGAAAUUUCCUGGAAAAAAGAAAUUGGUAUUGAGGAUGCUACAAGUGUUGCAAUAUUUGAGAAAUCAUCCUUAUUUUCCAUUGACCAAACCACCUACAAAAUAACACCAAAUGGUGACUUAUCCGAAUCGGAUUUCGACGAAAACCUAAAUAUUAUUUUCACUCUUGUCGCCACAUCAAGUACCAGUAACACAUCAGAAGCUGCGGUUGUGAUUUCCUUGAAAACUGGAACUGUAGAUGCAUUCGAAUUUAAUAGUACCUAUUAUACAGCCACUUAUAUGAAAGAAAAUAGUGAAUGGGUAGUUAAUUUGAAUAGUGCCAUUGGCUUUGUAGAUAUUUCAGAUUUUGGUGACAUCGAGAUCCAAGUAGAUGAAUCAUAUUCGUCCAAUUUUAAACUGGAACAAGAUGCUUCGAAAUGGAAAGUUUCGAUUUUGAGUCCUCUUACUAAUGAAGUUCUUAAUAAUAACAGAAAACUAGCAAUUCCGUUGACGGCAUCUAAAACAGGUCUAAAUGCAACAAUCGCUGUGUUAAUUUUGACUUUGCCGGAUAAAGUAGAAAUUAAUUUUGGGAGUUUGUAUUAUUCCGGCAGUUAUGUCCAAGGCCCUGACAAUGAUACUGUUGUGUUAACUGAAGAAAUUAUUAUCACAGGAGCUGAUGCUGCUGAUGUUACUAUUAUUGUUGAGGAAUAUCAGGAUUAUCUCCAUUUAGAACAUGAUUCGGGAUCAUCCUAUAAGCUAACAGUGAAGCAAAACUUAAACAGCACCGCUUUGAAUUCUAAAUCACCACUAUUAAUAAUAAUAGCCGCAAGUACAGAAACCAGUGUGGCACACACCACCUUAGUUUUGGAUUUGCCAGAUCAAUCACUACAACUGAAAUUUGAAAAACCUUUUUAUCAUGCAAUAUAUAGUGAGGAGAGAAUUGUGUUGGAUGAUGUCAGUAUAAGUUUAAUUAAAUCGGAUACUUUGGACGUGCAGUUUUCUUGUGAAGGAUAUGAUGAGAACUUUGAGCUAAUCCCUGACUCUACAGGUGACUCUUACUCGAUAAGAGUGAAAUCUCCACUAAACGACACUUCAAUAUCUCAACUAUCAAUACUUAUUACGGCAUUUGAUAGUGAUUCUGACAUAAGCGCAUCUACAGUGUUGGUUAUAACUCUACCACAGGAAAGCCAAGCUUUGAGAUUUGCAAAACCAUAUUAUUCUGCGACGUAUAGUGUUGUUGAUUCUCAGGGUCUUGUUACUCUAACUGAAGCAAUUCAUAUAAUCGCAGCAGAUAAUCUAACAGUUACAUUUAAUGUCAAUGACUACGACCAUAACCUGAAGAUAGAGUCAGAUUCAGAAUCAUCUUACACAAUAUCAGUUUCACGAAAUCUGAACAGCACCAUUCUCGACUACAAAUCGCCACUUUUAAUAAUAAUGUCCGCAAGUACAGAAACCAGUGUGGCCUACACGACCCUAGUUUUAGAUUUACCUGAUAAAUCACUGGAACUGGAAUUUGAAAAGCAAUUUUACCAUGCAACAUAUAGUAUUGAUGAACAAAAUCACGGUACAAUUAUUGUUGAUGACAGUGGGAUAAAAAUAAUAAAAACGGAUGAUUUGGAAGUGCAGUUGCUGUGUGAAGGUUAUGAAAACUAUUUGGAACUUUUACAAGACUCAGCUACUAACUUUUACACUAUCACAGUCAAAAAUCCAUUAAAUGAGACAGUUAUUUAUUCAAAUACCCAACUCAGUAUACUUGUGAAAGCUGUUAGUUCUACUUCUAAAAUAAGUGCAACUACAAUAGUGGUAUUAGAUUUACCCAGCUUGGAAGUUUUUGACACUAACCAAUUUGUUGCUGAGUACCAGUUAAGCUCUGAUGGAAAUGAGUAUGAUAUACAUUUUAUUGGGCAAGUAAUUGGAGUCAGAAGUACUAUUUUUACUCAAAUUAUUUUUACAGGAUACGAAAACAUUUUUGAAGCCACCUGCAAUGCCACUGCUGAAUGCUCCGUCACAGUAGAAAGCAAUUUAAACUCUACAAUCCUGAAUUUAAAUGAAGAACUAAUCAUAACCUUGGCAGCGACCAAUGAAGAUUUUUCAAGUACUAAAACUGCGGUUUUACUUUUAAAACUUCCUCUCAAAUCAUUUGCGAAUGAUAUUUAUUCCGGAACCUAUUCGGUUGAUGAAGGAAGCAUCACUAAUGUUGAUGAUAUUACUAUUACUAAUAUUGACACAUCUUUAGUUGAUGUAAAACUAAAAGAUUAUACUGAAUAUUUUUCGCUAAAACCAAAUGCCAGUAAAUGGACUAUUGAAGUUACCAAUUUGCUACCACCAGACAUCACAUCCAAACAAGAAACAUUAGUGACAAAUCUCUUGGCUAUAAGAACAAGUGAUAAGAAAACUUUAGCAAUAUCAACAUUACAAAUUCUAUUACCUACAAAUAUUCCCAAAUUUGAGAAGUUCACCUACUACGGUACUUAUGAAAAUUCGGUCGAUCCAGAAGUGAAAAUGGAAGACAAAAUAUCUUUGGCCGCUGAUAGUCUUGCAGCUCCUAAAAUUUAUAUUGAUCCCAAAGACGAAUACAUCGAUUAUUUUGAUUUAUCUGCUUCCAAAGAAGAGGUUUUGGUCACUAAACCUUUGGGUGAAGAUAUACUGGAUAAUGUUACAAGUAUUGCAUUGACUUUGCAAGCGGAAUCAGAAGGAGGAACCUCUGGACAUGCUACAAUCGUUAUAUCAUUACCAAGGAAAUUAAGGGAUAGCUCUAUUGAAGUUGAGAAUCAACAAGUACUAUUCACUGGUAGUUAUCAAGAUGGGUCAUUUAAAUCUCCCUCUAUUACUCUUAAUACUAAUACAACGAGUGAUGAAGAUAUUCUAGUACAAAUAUCCAAUGAUUUGGGCUUAGAUAGCGCACUUUAUUUCUCCUAUAAAUAUUCCAGUCAAGUUUUAACAAUUACUACGAUUGCUGAAUUGCCAGACGAUUUUUUGAAAAGCAACAAGGUGUUACCUUUGAAACUGGCUAUAAAAGACCAAAGUACAAAGGACACAGUGUAUGCAGUUUUGAAUGUGGAGAUUAGCAGUAAAUCUAAUAAUGACCAAGCAAAUUCUAGUACAGGAGUCAAUACUGGUUUGAUUGUAGCCGUGUCCAUCUUGGCUGUUUUAUUAUUAAUGGUUCUUUUGGCAGCAUUCCUUUUCUGGUUUUUCAAACUAAGGGAAAACCCCGGAGUUGAAAUCACCCCUGAGGAAGCAUUAGCUCCGACAAAAACUAAAAGUUUUACAAAAAACGAAGCCAAGAAGCAAGUGAUGGUUUCCAAUGCCCUUAGAAGGCCAACCGGUAUAGCAAUUGGUUUGAACCCCAUUUCACAAGGCGAAUCCUUAACAGAUGAUGAACAUCUGAAUUCCGUCGAACCAGAAGCUGAAAAAAAGGUAGCUUUUAACGAAAAUGUUGAAAAAAUAGAUAAUGAAAUUGAUGAUGAAGAUAUUUCAGACUCGGAAAGAAUGCAAAGUGUUACUGACCGACGUCCAACAAAAUUCGUCUUCGGUUAUCCUCCAGAACUAGGAGCUCUCCGUUUAUCAGAUAAAGAAGAUGAAAAUGGGAAUUUGUCAGAUAUAGAAACCGUAACAACAAAAUCGUCAGAUUUCAGUAAUGAUGUGAAAAAGAAAGGCGUUGCGUUUGAUCAGAAUGUCGAAAGAAUAGACAUAGAGAUUGAGGAAGGUCAGGAAUCCGACACUGAAAAAUUGGAAAACGCAUGAGCUUUAUUUUCAAAUAUUGUAUAAUAAAUAUAUAUGUACCUGGUAAUUUGUUAAAUGUUGAUCAAUGAAAAAUAGGACACAAAUGAAAAAUUGUAUAGAUAUAAUAAUACUCAAUGUACGUCCUUACGAUUUAAUAAAUUUAAUUUAUUUUUCUUAUUGUUAGUUUGUUGAACCCGAAAUAAACAUCUACUAUGAAUAUUA